This is a messenger RNA of Maylandia zebra (zebra mbuna), 2526 nucleotides long. It is a transcript of the gene nipal4, whose product is annotated as NIPA like domain containing 4. The record is from RefSeq and is a predicted model, not a curated record. Gene Ontology annotation, biological process: magnesium ion transport. Gene Ontology annotation, molecular function: magnesium ion transmembrane transporter activity. Gene Ontology annotation, cellular component: membrane. Lineage: Eukaryota; Metazoa; Chordata; Actinopteri; Cichliformes; Cichlidae.
GUCCGCAGGCUACUUCCGGUUCUGUGAAAGCCUCAACAAAGCAGCACGAUGCGAGAUGUUCACCUGAGCAAUGAGACGUGCACAAACGGGUCGGCGGUGAGGUUGUGGUGUGGCUCUCAGUUCACAGUGUGUUUGGUCACUGGAGAAACGCUGAUUAACACACACCUGAGCAAUGGCACACAGACAGAUGUACAGUCAAACAGCACCUACAACCUGUGGCUGGGCCUGACCCUCGCCCUGCUGUCGGCCUUCUUGAUUGGUGGGAGUGUCAUUCUCAAGAAGAAAGCCCUCCUCCGAUUGGCCAACAACGGACACACCAGAGCAGGUGACGGAGGCCAUGGUUACCUGAAGGACUGGCUGUGGUGGGGAGGCCUGUUAACCAUGGGAGCAGGAGAAGUCUGCAACUUCGCUGCCUACAUGUUUGCUCCGGCCACGCUGGUGACUCCGCUGGGCGCCCUGAGUGUCCUCAUCAGUGCAGUUCUGUCCUCCUACCUGCUGGGGGAGGUGUUGAACAUUGUGGGGAAGCUUGGCUGUCUGCUGUGUGUGCUAGGAAGCAUCCUGUUGGUUAUCCACGCCCCACAGGAACAGGAAGUGACAUCACUACGGGAGAUGACCAACAAGCUGCUGGAGCCUGGUUUUCUGGUGUAUGUGGCGUUGGUGUUGGUGCUGUGUGCGGUGCUCGUGCUGUAUUGCUGUCCUCGCUUCGGUCAGUCCAACAUCCUCGUCUACAUCGGCAUCUGCUCGCUGCUCGGCACGUUCACUGUCUCCUCGGUGAAAGGCCUCGCCAUCGCCAUCAACACAGUGUUUUAUGAUCUUUCCGUCCUUGCUAAUCCUCUCACCUGGAUCCUGUUGGCAACGCUUAUCGUCUCCAUAGUAACACAGGUAAACUACCUGAACAAGUCUCUGGAUAUCUUCAACACCCUGCUGGUUUAUCCCAUCUACUACGUCCUCUUCACCUCCGUGGUUCUAUCCACCUCCAUCAUCCUCUUCCAGGAGUGGAGAAGCAUGUCGACCAUCGACAUCAUUACAACUCUGGGAUCCUUUGUGGUCAUCGUGGUGGGCGUGGCCAUGCUGCACCUUUUCAGAGAGCUGCAGAUGACGAUGAAGGAGCUGACCAUUCAGCUCUCACAGCCAGUGGAGAGGGAGGAGCUUAACCAGCAGGUUGUAACCAAUGGAGGAGGAGGAAGGAGUAAAAAAGAAGACAAGUACGGGCUGAUGGACAACAUGGUGAUCGAGAGCCUUCCCCCAAUGAGAGAGGAGGGACCGAGAGUCUUCAUCAUCAGCUAAGGAAGAGGAGGAGGAGACUCAGGUUCAGACUUCGCACUGACUGUUACUGUAAUGAUCUGCACUUUAAAGAACGUUCUAAAACGGCCUCCAGUCUGACGGCGAUCCAGCUCACACUAAACUCACUGUUACUCUUCAGAUUAUCACAAACUUAACGUUUAGAUAAAUAUGAAAGAUCAUUACUGAAAACAGAAGCUGACUUUUAGUCCAUUCCAUUCUCUUUGCAUUAGCAGAGUCACUUUAAAUACAAAGAGCCACAAAAUGCAAAAAGAUGCAAAACAGCGGCUGAGAUACAAAAAGCAGUAUAAAUACUGCAGACUGCCCACAGACAUGUGAAAAGUACUCUGAGCAGCUGUUCUCUGCUGCUUAGUGUUGAGUAAAUGAAGGUCAAUCAAUGAAGUUACUGCAUAUCAGAAACAAUAUUUUUCUGAAUUUACGGUCAAAUUCAGCGUCUGAAAACUUGAAUGGUGCCUUUGUGCAGGCGUUACGGUGGGUGUUGUUGUGGUUUUUUGCAGACAAAUCCAUGAAAAGAGGAAAACCGGCCAUCUGUGAGACGCUCCUCGUUUUAAAGCUCAGCGCCCGAGCUGGUCAUCGCUUCUCAGGUGUUUAUGUUGUGGACGUGUGAUCUGACACCGAGCUCUGAAUAAGUGAUGACACACACAGAGCAGGCUGAAGUGUGGCGUGUGAGAGAAUCUGUUUUUAUUAAAUAUGAAACGUUGGGCGUGUCUUCAUCAGAAAUUAUUUACUUGGAGAUCAACACACUCAAGGAGAUUCUCAGAAUCAGAGCUGCUGUUCUGGGAGUUCUGGCCUCUGAGUCUAAUCAUUUACAUUCUGUAUUCACAGGAAAUUUCUAAAUUUGAUCCUGAUGUCAGAUGUUUGUGUGUUUCUGAGUUUCUGUUGCUCCCAAACAAAAAACCUCUUAUUGCAUCAAGUAAAUCAUGAGAAACAUUUCAUCAGAAGCACAUAAUCCAUGUUGUUCACCCGUCUGUGGCUGUGAUGCUGCACAAACCACCGUCUCCCCCUCCUGGCUCUGACAGUAAUUGCACAAACACUGUUUCUACUUUUUUUUUUUUUUUUUUUUUUUUUUUUUUCCCCUUCUGAGUACCUGGAACUCCGCCCACACACUGAUCAGAGAAAUAUUUUAAAGGGUGAGUAACCGUGGCAAUAAUACGUCCACAUCAUUUUAUUCACUCUUUUAAAAACUCCAUUUUAGACAGUUAAAAAUUACACAUUUAAAAUGUA